AUUCGCCCAAAUGUAAACAUUCUUCAGUCAACAUUUUUCCUUCUCAUCUUUCUACUAGUAAACCGCUAACCGCUAACAAUCUGUUGUUCUUUACUGAAUCUCAGCUUAAUUUAUAUUGUGAUUAUAACAGUUAUAAUAAAAAUAAUAACUUAAUACUUUUAUUACAUCUAAAAAAAAAUAUCUGCAACUUUUCAUUAUGUGGUUAAAAACCUCAUUUGUAUUUAUAAUUCAUUUAAUAUUAUGCCAUGGUAAUAAAGAUUUCCGUCUCGGUCGAAGUAAAAACGGUAAUCUCGGAGUUCCAGGUGACUAUUUAGGAGAAAAAGUACCACCUGCGCAGUGGUUCAAACAAAAGUUGGACCAUUUUAGUCCUACUGACUUACGUAGUUGGAAGCAGCGAUAUUAUGUAAACGACAGUUUUUACGACUUUAAAAAUCCAGGUCCAAUAUUUCUAAUGAUUGGUGGUGAAGGGCCAGCCGAUCCGAGAUGGAUGGUAAAGGGAGCAUGGAUAGAUUAUGCAAAGAAAUUCAACGCUCUUUGUAUUAAUUUGGAACACCGAUAUUAUGGAGAAAGUCACCCUACAGAAGACUUCAGCACAAAAAACUUGCAGUACUUAUCAUCAUCGCAGGCUUUGGCGGAUUUGGCAAACUUCAUUACAGCUAUGAAUGACAAGCUCAAAUUAAAUCGUGAAGUGAAAUGGGUGGCGUUUGGUGGCUCUUACCCGGGGUCAUUAGCGGCUUGGCUGAGAAUGAAAUAUCCUCAUUUGGUGCAUGCCUCCAUAUCAUCAAGUGGACCAUUACUUGCAAAAGUUAAUUUUAUGGAAUACUUUGAGGUUGUAGUAAAUGCUCUCCGUGAAAAGACUGGCAGUGAUGAUUGUGUUAACCAACUGCGUAAUGCCCACGUACAGAUAGAAGGGUUAAUUAAAACGCAGCCAGAGGAGAUCGAAAAGGAAUUCAAAACUUGUAUGCCAUUUUCAAAAGCAACAGAGAAUGAUAUGAAGAAUUUUUUCAACUCAAUAGCUGAUGAUUUCGCUGACCUAGUUCAGUAUAAUGAGGACAAUCGUAUUAGUGCUGAUACAACAUUUAGGAAUAUUACCAUCAAUUCUGUGUGUAAAUUGCUAACGGAACCAGGCGAUGAAGCUCCAUACAAACGAUUAGCAGCAUUUAAUUCUAUUAUGUUGAAUAAAUCAAAGCAAACAUGUAUGGACUACAGUUAUAAUAAUAUGAUCAACGAUCUAAGAAACACCAGCUUGAGUUCCGAAGGAGGCCGUCAAUGGAUGUACCAGACUUGUACCGAGUUUGGUUUUUACCAAACAUCUUCGGGAGAAGUUAGUGUAUUCGGUGACCAUUUUAAAUUGGACUUCUUUGUGCAACAGUGUCAAGAUGUUUUUGGUAAAAAGUUUGACAAGGAAUUUAUAGAGAAUGCAGCGGAAUGGAGUAACAGUUUCUAUGGUGGUACAGAUAUUGCUGUAGAGAGAGUUGUUUUUGUCCACGGCUCGGUUGAUCCGUGGCAUGCUCUUGGUAUCACAACCACAAAAGAUAAUAAUGCACCAGCUAUUUAUAUUAAAGGUACCGCACAUUGUGCUAAUAUGUAUCCAGCAAGUGAGAAUGAUCUUCCUCAGCUGACGGAGGCAAGAGUUGAAAUCCAACAAUACCUUGAUUCAUGGCUUUCACAACCUUAAACUUUUUAUAUCAUACGUAAGUUUACUAAUAAGUGUAUUUUAAUUAUGCUUUUUACUGCUAAAGUAGUGUUUGACGGUUACUUUUCACUGUCCCGGACUUUAUAGGCGAAGGUAUAUUGAAACACUCUAUUCUCAUAUUAAAUUAGUAUAUUGUCAGGAUAAAUCAGUCACCUUUUAUAUUUAAAACAGUCUCAUGUUUUACAUAUGUUGGCUGGUAUGUGUCUUGAUGAGAAGUCUUCCAUCAAACAUUCAUUACACAAUUCUUUAUAAAAUUUAAAUACAUUGUUCCAAUAUUAAAAUCAUCCUACCUGUGUAGUGUUGCCAGCCAGUAACAUAACAUAUAAAAACUCCAACAAAUUACAAUAAAUACUUAUAUCUUGUUCUUGUAUAACUUUUUUUUUAAUUUGAC
Molecule: messenger RNA, 2087 nt
Organism: Papilio polytes (common Mormon)
Lineage: Eukaryota; Metazoa; Arthropoda; Insecta; Lepidoptera; Papilionidae
Product: putative serine protease K12H4.7
Exons: 9
Coding region: 197-1678 (493 amino acids)
Biological process (GO): proteolysis
Molecular function (GO): serine-type exopeptidase activity; dipeptidyl-peptidase activity
Source: RefSeq, a predicted model, not a curated record